This is a messenger RNA of Geodia barretti, 1242 nucleotides long. The record is from the annotation of a GenBank genome assembly. NCBI's taxonomy places the organism in Eukaryota, Metazoa, Porifera, Demospongiae, Tetractinellida, Geodiidae.
AUGCCUCGAACUUUUAAAUUGCCUCACUUCUAUCAUAGCCCUAUCAUCUCUGUAGUUAAACAAGCGCGCCGCAACACUGAUGCUCGAAAGAGCGAUCUUGCACCAACAUUAUUGGACUUCGGUGCCGUCCGAUUUAAAAUAGCGCGCCAUUUUGGUUUCUGCUAUGGUGUCGAAAACGCUAUUGAAAUCGCCUAUCAGGCACUCGCAGAAAACCCAGACAAGCGUAUUUUCUUGUUGUCUGAGAUUAUUCACAAUCCACACGUCAACGAAAACCUAAGACAGCGCGGUGUCAAAUUCCUAAUGGAUACCGCUGGCACACCACUCCUCCCUUUUGACAUUCUGAUGCCAGACGAUGUCGUUAUCGUACCUGCUUUCGGUACCACCCUUGAGGUGGAGCAAGCUCUCAAGGCGCGUGGUGUUACGCUUACUGCCUAUAAUACGACGUGUCCGUUCGUCGAAAAAGUUUGGCGACGGAGUGAGGAGAUUGGUAAGCAGGAUUACACCGUCGUUAUCCACGGGAAGCGUUACCAUGAAGAAACUCGGGCGACAUUUUCCCAUGCACAGGCGAGUGCUCCCGUUGUUGUUGUUCGUGAUCUUGGAGAAGCGCGGGAUUUGGCAAAGAUUAUCUCCGGUGAGGCAGACACAACAUUUUUCUUUAAAAAGUUCGCAGAUCGAUUCUCUCCUGGUUUCGAUCCUACUGUUCAUUUGAAGCGCAUUGGCAUUGUCAACCAGACAACGAUGCUCGCAACGGAAACGGAGGCAAUUGCUAAUUUAUUACAGGAUACUAUCAGAGCAACAUACGGCGAAGCCGAUGUGUCUUCACACUUUGCCGAUACGAGAGAUACCCUCUGUUAUGCGACUAAGGAAAAUCAGGAUGCAACACUUGCGCUCAUUGCCGACGGCGGCGAUAUAGCGGUUGUUGUUGGUGGCUAUAAUUCUUCUAAUACGAGCCAUCUCGUGGAACUCUGUCAACAACACCUUCCCACCUAUUUUAUUCGAGAUGCAGAUGAGCUCCUGAGUCCAAAACGCAUUCGCCAUCUCGAAUUAGAGACAAAACAGGUCCAGACGACAGAGGAUUGGCUUUUUCAGACAACCGAGACAAAACAGAAAACACCUACCGAUAUCGUUCUGACUGCUGGCGCGUCUUGUCCUGAUGUGCUUCUUGAUGAGGUGUUGCAAAAAAUUGUUAAGUGGUUUCCCGAGACUCGCUCAGUAGAUGAAGUGUUGGAACCCUUCCUAUAG